AGAAAAAGAAAAAGAAAAAAGAAAUAGAAACUCGGUGAGACCACGAGCCUCAGCCUCUACCCCUCCGCCUCUCUCUCUCUUUCUCGCUGGUCAGCCACACUUGGCCACCACCUUCCUUUCUCUCUAUUUUUCUUUUUCUCUCUCUUUGUUUCUCUCCCUAAAAUUGCAGAACACCACCAUAACCGCAACACCACCUCCACCACAACCAAUUAGCUAUUACAUAGCUACAUAAGCGUUCCAUUUUUCAAUAGAAUUUGCUUGAAAGAGAAGCAAUGCCGGCACAGAAGCGGUCGCACGAUGCUUUGGAAGAUGAUCCUAUACAAAACAACCACGAAAACGGCCAUGAACAGCCGGAAGACGACGAGGAAUCCGAUCGAAGCCCUUCGUCGAGCAAUGGAGACAGAGACGAAUAUAUCAUGGUGAAGUUGGCAGAGAUACGCAAGGAAGUUCAGUGUCCUAUCUGCUUAGGGAUCAUUCGAAAAACAAGAACAGUGAUGGAAUGCCUUCACCGCUUCUGUAGGGAAUGCAUAGACAAAUCUAUGCGCCUGGGGAAUAAUGAGUGCCCUGCUUGCCGCACACACUGUGCUAGUCGUCGCUCUUUGAGAGAUGAUCCAAACUAUGAUUCCUUAAUUGCAGCUUUGUAUCCAGAUAUUGACAAGUAUGAGGAAGAGGAAUUAGCUUUCCAUGAAGAGGAGAAGGCUCGCAAUAAGCAGAUCCAAGCUUCCAUUGCCCAGACUUUACGGCGACAAUCGGAAGCCCUUGGCAGGAAAAAAACAACUGCCAAAGCCACAGCAGCUGCAUUUAUGAGGAGAUCGCAGGGUAACUAUCGUAAUUCUCAUUUGAGGGGAAGAAGAAACUACCGAAAUGCUGCUGACAAUCAAGGGUCUGAUGACAAUGAGGAUGAAAAUGGUAAUGAUGGAGGCAAAGAUUCAUCUUCUGCGGAUGAGCGCACGGAAACUAGAUCAAAAAGAUGCAAGAGAUGGGGAGGAGCUCGAUAUUCUCAACCUUCAGCAACUGUUGGUUCAGAUGGCGGAGGUGAUGAAAAUGAUUCUGAAGCUAACAAGGAAAGCCUGGGCAUGACUAUGGGGCUUGUUGGCAGCUCGGAGAGGCUUGCCUGGGGCAAAGGUGGUAUGCGGAGUCACACACGGUAUGGCGGUUCCAGUGGUGGCAAUGGUAAGAAUGCCAGGAACAGCCGCCUCUCAAAGUUAAUGGAUUAUCUUCGAAACUCUGAAGAAAAUGAGUUGGAUGUACACCUCAUGCUUGUUUCUAUCGAUGAACAAAGAAUUCCAAGUUUGCAGCGGCCAUAUCUUUGCUGCAGGCCUACUUUGUCAGUUAGGCAUCUCUGUCAGUAUGUUGCUCACCAAACCAAAUUGCAAGACAAUGAAGUUGAGAUAUACUUGUUAAAAGAGCUCCAUGCCAAAUUCAGUCCUUCAACCUCCAUGAGUGUUCCAAUUCCUAAGCCUAGUGUAUUAGAGUGUAAAGAAAAGUUGCGAGCUUUAAAUGAGCAAGAAACUUUGGCAGAACUUAAAGCAUACAGUUCUACUCGUGGACAUCUACUUCUGGCCUAUGAGAAGAAGUGGAGCUCAAACUGGUACUGUUGACAUUUUCUUCCGGCUUUGUCAUGACAAACAAGUUAUCACCACAUUCUUCUGCAAUGGUACAUAAUAUCCACACUCAGAAAGGAGGAUGUCAUGUAGGUUCAAUACUGAUAGCAACAAAUUGAGUUUUAGGAUCCAUGCAAAGUAAACGUCUAGAGAGUUCAGAAGUAGAAAAUUGGGUUUUUCUUGCUGUAAGUUUGUUACAACUUUUACCAGUAUCUAUAGAUUGUGACUUGCUUUGAAUGUUGUGAUAAUAAUCCUUCAAAUAGGCAAGUGCUUGGUAAGUGUUUUCUUCCCAGGUUCACGAGUUCAAGUCAGCGAAUUCUCAUUCUAUUCCAUAGUCGCAGUGUCCCCCCAAAUCCAGAGUAACGAGAGAGAGAGAGAGAACAUUUUAUUUUAUUUUUUGAAGAAAAUAAGUAACUUAAUUGUUAAAUAAAGAAAAGCAUUGCAAUACUUUGCAGCCCUUAAAUUAGGACAACCAUUGCAAUACUUUGCAUAGAUACCUGGUUAUAUAUUGUUCGAAGAUUUUUAUGUCACGCUAUCUAUUUAUAUAAACCGUCUUUUUAAAAGUA
Messenger RNA from Ziziphus jujuba (common jujube), 2170 nucleotides. Its product is annotated as putative E3 ubiquitin-protein ligase RING1a. The coding region runs from base 273 to 1601 and encodes 442 amino acids. NCBI's taxonomy places the organism in Eukaryota, Viridiplantae, Streptophyta, Magnoliopsida, Rosales, Rhamnaceae. The record is from RefSeq and is a predicted model, not a curated record. The transcript has 10 exons.